Chenopodium quinoa (quinoa) is the source of this 947-nucleotide messenger RNA. RefSeq lists its product as uncharacterized. Bases 187 to 651 code for a protein of 154 amino acids. The transcript is spliced from 2 exons. Lineage: Eukaryota; Viridiplantae; Streptophyta; Magnoliopsida; Caryophyllales; Amaranthaceae. The record is from RefSeq and is a predicted model, not a curated record.
GCUUACCGUUGAGUUACUCCGCAUUUAAAAAUGUGAGGAGACAUUGAGACAAACAGUACUGUACAAAACAAGAAACCUCCUUUUCAAAAUUCUCUUCAAAUAGUACAACUUGGGGAUAAUAUCUCACUAUUUUCUGCAAAUUACUGAUGAAAAGCUUAGACCUUUAAAAAGAAAAGACUAUUAUAAAUGGUGAACUCUCCUCAUUCACUGAGUCAACUCGCUCUGUUCUUGAUACUAGUGCUAUGCUGCUGCUUAACAUCUUCUUCAGUGGCUGCUGCUAGGCCUGGCUUCCUCUUCACUAGACACAGAGGAAGAUGCACUCCUCAGUACUGGAGCACAAGGAGGGAAGAAUGGCCAAAGAUGGUCCCACAAAGAUCAACGGUGUCAAAGGUGUUUGGAUCAAGGGUAAUCGAACGGUUCAGAUCUGAUAUGACGAUGUUGGAAGCAGCAACACGAAACGACGACGUUGAGAAUGCUUAUGCAAGAUUAUUGAAGCAGUCAAGUGCAGCCUUGUUGAACUCUUAUUCUAGAUUGGGCUACCCUUAUAAGGCCUGGGAGGUGAAAACUCUUCUUUUACAGGGCCUAUUCUCUGAGAAUGAUGCAGCCCAACAGGCCCAAAUACUUAAGAAGGCUAAUGAAGCUUGUAAUUAAAGCUUUACGUAGUAGACUAGUAGUAGAAGAAGGUAGUACUCCUUUCGUUUCUAAAAAAAAAUUGUGUCUUGUACGCUUUUACUCACGUACAAGGAUUAGUCAAUGACACUUUCUAAUUACUAAAUUAUAGCUUUUUUUUUUUUUUUUUUGUUUUGUUUUGUUUUGUUUUACUAAACUGUAGCUUGUACAAAAUGAAUGAAGUGAAUUUCAUGUUAUAAGGUCAGGCUAGGCAAUGAGGUAAUGUGGGAGCCUAAAAGUAUGAUGCAAAUACUAAUAGGAUGAGAUCCUUUUGUGUA